CGAACGAGCGGGACUUUCAUUUUCAAACCUGAGACGUAUGAGGAGACGAUGUUUUUCUUUGUUUACUUUAAUUGUCAUGUUGUUAAAGUUCUGUAGCUUUCGAGAAUACUCAUUUUGUGAUAAACUACGAUAAGAAACGAUGGAUUCAACAGAAGACGACAUAUCUGACUGCUCGGAUUCUGUUGAGGAGAGUUCUGCAUUCAGAGUUACCAAGAUCUCCUGUAACCAGAAGUGCAACAAAUGUAUGGCAGAGCAUGAGGCUGAAAAACACCCCUGGACUGGAGAGUCCUGGAUCUGCCUUGCGUCACACACUCAAGAAGAAGCUCCAUGAGAGUGCCUCCCUGUCACCCCUCCCUUCACCUAAACGGCCAAGGUCAACAGUGCCAAAUACAAACCCUCCUGUGACGGUCCCGUCCCCGGUGCAUGAUGAGGACAUGACCACUCGUGGUCUGCUCAGGGGGAUCAUUCAGACGGUGGCCUGAACCUGACCUUGAAGACCCCAUUUGUAGAGAAGCACAUUGAGAGGGCGGGGCUUCAGAGGAAGGUGUCCAAUCGGAGGCUACCAUCUGUGGAUGCAUUUGAUGAGGCCGUUCAGAGAUGCUUGGAGCAGGGUCCCAACCAAGGAUGGAAAAACUCUAGAAGAUUCUUCAUGGCAGAAGUUCACACUCGGCCUCAAUGAUGUCACAGAGCUUUAUGCCCAGCUUAAUAAAAAAGACGACAAAGUGGGACCGUCUGCAGAGAUGGAGAGGGAUGCAGAGAACGAGCGAGAACAUGAGCUUGAGCGAGCCAGUGAGAUUCCAGACUCAGAACCUUUAAUUCAAGAAGGAAAAGAUCAUGAGAUGAAAUCACAGGAUGAUGAGGAAGAGGAAGAGGAAGAGGUGGUGCUUUCAUCCCAAGAAAAUGUGUUUUUGAGUCCAGAAGAUGAUAUUGUACUUGCUCCAACGCAGACAAUGACAGAAUUACUUCCUGAAUCGCGUGAUGUGCAGCUAGAAGGUCGAGAAUUUGUGGAGGAAGUUGACAUUGGGAAUGUUGUGGAAAUUGAGGAUGUGGAAAUUGAAGAUGACAGCGUUGAGGAUGAGAUGGUUGUGGAUGAGAAUGUUGAGGAAAUCGAGGAUGAGGAGGUUGUUAAAGCUGAACAUGAAAAUGUUGAAGAGAACCCAGACACCUCAUAGUGUCUAGAGCGAAUAACUCGUAGAGCUCACCGCUCAGAGGGAGGAGGUUCUGUCGUGGGAAUUCCAGCUGCCACGAGAGUCACAAAGAGUUUUGGAGCUGGAUUGAACCCCAGAGAGAAAGGUGAAGACUGCUUGAAGUGACAAAAUCACAAAGUUCUUCACCAGUGACUAGGGCUGUCUUUCCCUUGCAUGAAUAAGACUCGCAGGUUAUUGCAUGCGCUCAGUCGAUCUCUCUCUCUCAUUCAUUCAUUGUCUGUUUAGGCUUAAAGCAGGUUAAAAACUUAAUGUUUUUGUUCAGAUCUUUUGGAUUUUGUGGACGAGAACCGUGAGAAUUUACAGGACUUUUCGGAUGAAGAAAGAGAACCGCUGGGCAGCCCAGAGUUUCCUCACCUCCACCCUCCAGCAGAGCUCAGCUCACCAGAGCAGAGGUCACGGCAACAUGAGGCUAGUCUGGCUGAGGGAGAUGUGCCAGAGCUUGAAGAAGAUGAUGACGCCCCAGAAGAACUUAACCAAUCAGAGGAAGAGGAGCUGAUAGACUCUGGGUCAGCCAGUCAGAGCCCUGAACUUCCACAGGAAGAGGAAGAGAACGAUGAUGACGACGCUCUUAGUGCAGGUGACUCGCACUUUCACAUCCAAUUCAUCCUAGUGAAUCAGUGCAUUUAUAUGAAUCAUUUCAAUAAACUGGUUAAACAACAUCCAGUUAUACAUACAUAGUGAAUCGGUUCAUUUGAGUGAAUCACCUCAUUGAACCGGUUCAGCAAUAUCCGAUUCAUUUGAACAAAUCAAUUCAUUUGAAUUGUUCUUCUUAUUCACUUAUUCACAUCUGCAAUCUCCUUUCUUCUUUGUUCCCAGAAUUUUUAGUCAAGCCAGACGUAGGUCUUUUCAAUUUUAAAGCUCCAUCUGAUUGGAAUAAUCUUCCCCAAUCUUUGAGAUCUGUUACUUCCCUUUAUUGCUUUAGGUCAUUUUUAUUUUCUAAUCUUUAAUUAACUUGUGUAUGCUUGUAAGUUUUCUUCUGAUGAUUUUGUUUGUAUAUGACAUUGAUUGUUUAGUAGUUCUGCUGUGGGUGUGGGGGAUUGGUUGAGCAUGUCUUCUAAUUUGUGCAUGUGUUGCAUACAUGCUUUGUAUGGUUGUUUUGUUUAUGUUGCAAUAUUUUUUAUUUAUUU
Cyprinus carpio (common carp) is the source of this 2335-nucleotide messenger RNA. Its product is annotated as ring-infected erythrocyte surface antigen-like. NCBI's taxonomy places the organism in Eukaryota, Metazoa, Chordata, Actinopteri, Cypriniformes, Cyprinidae. Bases 573 to 1172 code for a protein of 199 amino acids. The transcript is spliced from 5 exons. The record is from RefSeq and is a predicted model, not a curated record.